This is a messenger RNA of Arabis nemorensis, 810 nucleotides long. The record is from the annotation of a GenBank genome assembly. Lineage: Eukaryota; Viridiplantae; Streptophyta; Magnoliopsida; Brassicales; Brassicaceae.
AUGGCGACGAAGCUGUUUUCUCCACCGUUGUCUUGUCCAUGGGUCACUUCAAGAGAUGUAACCAAAGGGCUUCUUCCACGGCAGAGACGAGAAUGUGACACUAAUCGGAAAAACAGAGUCUCCACCGUCUCCGCCAUGUUAGUGGAGCCUCUCUCUGUUGUUUCUUCAUCAGCGAUUCAGAUUCAUCAAUGGUGGGAACAAAACCCUAAUUCCAUACUGUUACUGACGGAAACUGGUGGUGGUUAUUCGUUGGCUAGCUAUUACACUUCUUUGGGUUUGUUCGUUAUAUCAGUUCCAGGUCUUUGGUCUCUCAUCAAACGCUCUGUUAAAUCAAAGAUUGUGAGAAAGACGUUUGUUGUUAGUGAAGGAGAAGGAAUCAAGAAGGAACCAAAGCAAGUUGCUGGAGAGAUUCUUUCGUUCUUCACAAGGAAGAAUUUCAACAUUACUGAUCGAGGAGAAACAAUUACGUUUGAAGGAAAGAUGGUACCAAGUAGAGGACAAGCUGCGCUGCUUACGUUUUGUACAUGUAUAAGUUUAGCAAGUGUAGGUCUUGUACUAACCAUUACAGUCCCUGAUGUUGGUAACAAUUGGUUCUUUAUCACCAUUCUUAGUCCACUCGCAGGAGCUUAUUACUGGAAAAAGGCGUCGAGGAAAGAGGAGAUAAAAGUGAAGAUGUUAGUGGGAGAAGAAGGGAAAUUGAGUGAGAUUGUGGUUCAAGGAGAUGAUGUACAAGUUGAAGAAAUGAGGAAAGAGCUUCAACUUAGUGAGAAAGGCAUGGUUUAUGUUAAAGGUCUCUUUGAGAGAUCAUGA